Messenger RNA from Phyllostomus discolor (pale spear-nosed bat), 2515 nucleotides. Its product is annotated as olfactory receptor 51V1-like. Lineage: Eukaryota; Metazoa; Chordata; Mammalia; Chiroptera; Phyllostomidae. Bases 315 to 1364 code for a protein of 349 amino acids. Gene Ontology annotation, molecular function: G protein-coupled receptor activity; olfactory receptor activity. The transcript has a single exon. The record is from RefSeq and is a predicted model, not a curated record. Gene Ontology annotation, biological process: G protein-coupled receptor signaling pathway. Gene Ontology annotation, cellular component: membrane.
GACCAGGGAUUGCUGGAGAGAAGAGACAGACAGAAUUACAGGAUGAAUGAAAAUGUCCUGUGGAGGUGAAGGUAGUGACUUUUCACAAUGACACUGAAGGAUUAAUAUCCAUUUUGGAAAUCAAACCCUUCCAGAGUUUAAAAUUGCUUGAGAAAAGGCCAAUAAUUUAGAUAUUUUUUUCUUUUUUUUCUACCCUCAAUGUUCUACCAGGUAGAAAUAGCAUGAGAUUCUUAAGUGUUGCGAUGCUCUUGGAUUAUGGAUGUGAACAACAGCAACUGAAACUUUUUAAUAUGAUCUAAAGAAUUCUGUGCUACAUGAAUUCUGUGCUUUUACUCACCUUGCUCCUGUAUGAGAAAAUAAGUUGUUUGAAUGUUACCUAUCAAAUGGAUGUAAUUUCAGACUCACAGAAAAAGCACCUCAAGUUAUCCAUGCCUCCUUUUUCUGCUCAUGACACCAAUUCCUCCAUCUUUCUUCUAACAGGCUUUCCAGGUCUGGAACGGGAAUAUCCCUGGCUCUCCAUCCCCUUCUUCUCCAUCUAUACUAUGGUUCUCUCAGGGAACUGCCUGGUGCUGCAUGUGAUCCGGACUGAGCCAAGCCUGCACCAGCCCAUGUUCUACUUCCUGGCCAUGCUGGCCCUCACUGACCUGUGCAUGGGACUGUCCACAGUGCACACGGUGCUGGGGAUCCUAUGGGGUCUCAGCCAGGAAGUCAGCCUGGAUGCCUGCAUCGCACAGAUUUACUUUAUUCAUGGAUUAUCUUUCACAGAGUCUGGAGUCCUUCUCACCAUGGCUUUUGAUCGUUUUACAGCAAUCUAUAAUCCUCUGAGGUACACAUCCAUAUUAACCAAUGCCAGGGUCAUCAAAAUUGGACUGGGAAUUUUAGUUAGGAGUUUUAUACUCAUCAUUGCUCCCAUUGUCCGCCUAAAGUUUUUCCACUACUGCCAUCUGCAUGUACUCUCUCACUCUUUCUGUCUUCACCAAGACCUGCUGAGACUAGCAUGUUCUGACAUCCGCUUCAACAGUUUCUAUGCCUUGGCGCUGGUGAUUUGUACCCUUUUGCUUGAUUCCAUAUUAAUUCUUGUAUCCUAUAUUCUGAUCCUGCACUCUGUCUUGGCUAUUGCUUCUCAAGAGGAGCAGCUGAAGCCCUUGCAGACCUGUGUCUCCCACAUCUCUGCUGUCCUGGUUUUCUAUAUUCCAGUUAUCGGCUUGACUAUGGUACACCGUUUCGGUAAGCAUCUCUCUCCUGUGAUUCAUGUUCUCAUGGGAAACAUCUACAUUAUCUUCCCACCCCUGGUGAACCCCAUCAUCUACAGUGUGAAGACCCCACAGAUCCGUGGCAGGAUUAAGAAAUGGUUCUCCAUGUAGAAGAAGUAAAACACUUUGAAUUAAAAAGGAGUGAGUUGUUUAGAUGCAGAAAACUUUGGGCAGGGAGAGGAAAGGGAUAUUUAUUUAAAUUAUGUAUAAGGUAAUUGAACAUUAAGACUUUAUAUGAUAUGCCAUUAAUUGAAAGAUUUAUAGAUAUCAUGAAUGGAAAUAAAACCCAUUGUAUCUAAAUUCAAGUAUAGUGUUGGAAGUUUUGAGAGUAGAGUCAUUUAUCACAUGUCUCUCAUUUCUGUCUAGAAACAAUCAUUUUGCAAGAAAUAGCUACAAGAAAAUUAUCCAAGCACAGUUAAUAUUCAUCAACAGAGGAACAAUUUUAUCACCAUUUGAGUAGUUGCCUUGAUAAUCACAGAAGUUACAAAUGGUCUCUAUCCUUAAAUGAUAUUCUCAGAAUAGCUAAUAGUUCACUUAAGAGCCAUUCCAAAUUAUCAUCACCCUUCUGUUCUCACUAAUUCAUCAACAGACAUCUAUUUCUUGCUUCAGAGGAAAUUUUAUCACUAUAUUUUACAUAUGUAUAAAUGGCUAUAACCCUCACAAACUUAAUUCCUGUCUUAGAAUUAUUGAUGUAUUUUACUAUUCAGAAUAAAUUCUUCAUAUAUGUGCUUCAUUAAAUCUUCUCUUAGCUUUUCUAGAUUUGACAAAUAUUGACAAGUAAAAAAAAUUUUGGUAGGGGCAUUUUAUUCUGUUGAAGAAUAUAUGUAUUAUUUAAUAAUUAAGGUGAGGUCAGAUGACUAACCAUUUGGGAAACUAAUAAAGCUUAGUAUUACUGAAAACCUUGUGGAAUUUCCAUUCAUCAGGAUCUUCAGAGGGAGAAGAUGCCAUCUUUUUAUCUCUAGCAACAUAUCAUCUUCAUAACUCUUAUCACCAGAUUAGGAAAAAUAAUUCCAUAUAUGCUACUAUAUUAGGCCAAUCUUGAUUACUUUAUAGAACUAUGCCCCUGAAUUUCUGAGACCAAACUUGGUAAACAUUUCAUUUUCUUAAAGGAUUUCUCCAAAUAUUCUAAUUUCCAUUUACAGCCACUCCUCCUCUUCUAUACUAAAAACUGUGAAUUAUUAGUCUCGUGAUUCAAAUUGUAUAGCAUGUAUUCUAAAGAAACAGUACUGUUUUGACAUAAAUAUAAAAUAUAUUCAGGCACA